AUGAUGGGAUAUCUCUACGUUUGGUAUCUCUACCGUCUUUUGACAAUGAACUACUUCUCAUACUACUUUUCGAAAAGAGUCAAACUGGCGGAGGUGAAGAACAUGAUUAGUCUAUUGGUUUUCCUGAUGAUCCCAAUCCAAUUGGCAAUCGACACAACAUCGUGCAAGAUCAAGUACCAAGAAGGACUUUUCGGCUCAUCUGGCACAAUAAUCUCAAAACCAGAACAUUUAUGGACACCUUCAAACCAGAUGCUAGUUACACCGACAUACUAUGGUUCAUCAGUUGUUUUAUCCACGCAAAUGUGCGCAAUCAUACUCUUACAAUGCUACUGGGACUACCUAUCAAAGUCACUGAUUAGAUUCAAUUUUAUGAAAAAUACCGAGAAUCUAUUCUACAUGAUCUGGGCAAUCUCCAACCUUAUUGUCUUUCCCAUGCUACAGUGGUUUCUUUCCCAGAUAUCUUCAGAUUACAUGUGGAGAGAAUCUAUCCCGAAUCUAAUCUACGGCAUUGAAAUCAUGGUAUUAGCCUUUGUAGGACUCAAUUCUCACCUCAGAUUCGAAAAUCUUUUACGGAACAGUACUUCUUUGGAAAACUUGGGUCCAAUUGAAUAUGUCGUUCGCCACUUUCAGCCAGCCAAUGUAUUAAUGAACCAACAACUCAAUAUCCUCUUGACAUUUGCACUAUUCAUUUCCUCUGCAGCUCACAUUGCACUCUACUGUGAUGGUCUAAUGGGGCAGUCACCAAUCUCACACAAAUUUAUAUCAGAUUUUCUCAUCUGUAAUAUUAGUACAAGUAAUAUCUUAAUAUGGUUUCUUGUUGUGCUCAUCAUUCACCCUAAUCUCACAAUUGUUCAAGGCAGUUCAAUAAUCUUGCUGUCUGAAAUCCUGUCCGAGAGCAGGGACUUGACUGAUCCAGUCAACUCACACGGACCAGUAUCAGAUAUUGAAAGUAUUUGUGCACCUUUUUGA
Phycomyces blakesleeanus NRRL 1555(-) is the source of this 969-nucleotide messenger RNA. RefSeq lists its product as hypothetical. The transcript is spliced from 9 exons. Bases 1 to 969 code for a protein of 322 amino acids. The record is from RefSeq and is a predicted model, not a curated record. Lineage: Eukaryota; Fungi; Mucoromycota; Mucoromycetes; Mucorales; Phycomycetaceae.